This is a messenger RNA of Cylicocyclus nassatus, 1038 nucleotides long. The record is from the annotation of a GenBank genome assembly. Lineage: Eukaryota; Metazoa; Nematoda; Chromadorea; Rhabditida; Strongylidae.
AUGGCUGCUGCUAAACUAUGUGCUGGCCUUACUUCAGAAUUAAGGAUCAAUUAUCAGAUGCCAAAGAAAGUUGAAGAAGAUUUGCAAUCUCGCGCUAAAGAGUGCAUCAAGGAUUACUACAAAGGAGACUGUGAUCCAUUGCUCGCUGUUCGUUAUACUACAAAAAACAGUGUGAGCAUCUCUGCUGUAGCGACUUUAAUGUACUCCUUUUAUGGAAUAUUGACGAAGAGCAACGGGAAGUUUGGAUGUUCAUGCAAAGAGUUUUACGUGGACCGGCUAAAGGAACGUGGGUAUCAUGUUGGGACGCUGUACUGCGCAUUUUCAACAGAUGAAGUUGCGGAGCAAAGACAUGAUUUUGAUGGAGAAAAGUAUAUCAACGUUCAAGAGACAUCGGAUAUUAAAUUUGAGGAUCUUGAUGACAAGGAGAUAGACGUCAAAACAGAUCAUGCUCUCUCUUUGGAGGUUCGAAAUGGAGUUGUGGAAGGGAUAGAGUUGUUGGCCUCAAUCGGUAAGCCCAAGCCGCCUACUCCGUUGGAGGAGGAUUUGACUGACGAAGUGGCUAGCGAUCUGGCCCACCUUCUUGAGACAAUAUAUCAUAUAGCCAGAUAUGUAGUCGAAGAGUACAGUUACGGAGAGAUAGCCAAGAGAAUAUUGAUAAAGGAACUAACAACACAAAAAAGGUACGCCAGAUUCCAAUGGUUGGAAGGAUAUACUAAAUACAAGUACUUCAAAGAAGCAGGGUUCAGCGAUCUCCUCCCAGAGGUUUACAGUCCUACAAUGGCAGCCGACUACUUAUUGAAAGAUUGCGGACCCUUCAUUAUAUAUAACCUGAAUAUUAGUAGGGGAUCAGGAAUGUACGAAGAAGUAGCAGUUGGAUGUGGUCUUCUCAAAACUAGUAUUGGAAAUUUUGGAACCUGCUAUAUGACGCUUGACAAAGAUCCUCUUCCUCCCGAGAAUCCCCGCCGAAGCUCAAAACUUACUAAAAUUAACCAAAACCGCCCACAUCUCCCUCUUUUCAAGCACUUUGACGGCAUUUGA